This is a messenger RNA of Podarcis raffonei (Aeolian wall lizard), 4132 nucleotides long. It is a transcript of the gene STARD3, whose product is annotated as StAR related lipid transfer domain containing 3. NCBI's taxonomy places the organism in Eukaryota, Metazoa, Chordata, Lepidosauria, Squamata, Lacertidae. The record is from RefSeq and is a predicted model, not a curated record. Gene Ontology annotation, molecular function: lipid binding. The transcript has 15 exons. Bases 284 to 1609 code for a protein of 441 amino acids.
GAAUUGACUGAGGGAGGGUGCGCGUGCCGGCUUGUUUUUUUUUCCAGGUCACGCUGCGAUCACGUGAUAGGAAGUAGUGUCCUGUCCGAAGUGGCGGUUACUUCCGUCUAUUUCUCUCCCUGCCCCCCAUCCCUUGUUCCUGUUGCUGAGGGAAGGCUGAGGCCUUUGGGCAGGCAGUGGCCCAUCAGCCCCCCUGCAACCCCCACUGCAGAUGAGCCAUUGACAGAGUCACGGAUGACACGUCUGCACGCGAGAGCCAACCCUUUCACCCUCCUGCCUGAGGAUGAGCAAGCUGUGGGGCUUGCAGAACGGUGACCUGGAGCAGAGUCUUCCCGCCAUUGCAUCCUCUCUUUCCCACAGCCCGGGCCUCUCCCCGCACCACUUCUUCUCUCCCGAGAGGAGGCGAGCCAUUUCUGAUGUGCGUCGGACCUUCUGCCUCUUUGUGACCUUCGAUCUUCUCUUCGUCUCGCUCCUCUGGAUAAUUGAACUGAACGCAACCAAAAGCAUCCAGGAGAGUCUGAAGUAUGAAAUCAUCGAGUACAACUUUAAAACGUCCUUUUUUGACAUAUUUCUCUUGGCUUUCUUCCGGUUUUCGCUGCUGCUCCUGGGAUAUGCUGUCCUCAAGCUCCGCCACUGGUGGGUCAUUGCGAUCACUACAUUGGUGUCCAGUGCCUUCCUGAUUGUGAAAGUUAUCCUUUCAGAUCUGCUGAACAAAGGGGCUUUUGGCUAUCUGCUGCCCAUCAUUUCCUUUGUCCUUGCCUGGCUGGAAACAUGGUUUCUGGAUUUUAAAGUCUUGCCCCAAGAGGCUGAGGAAGAGCAAUGGUACCUGGCAGCUCAAGCUGCUGUGGCCCGAGGACCCCGCCUUUAUUCAGGGGCGCUUUCAGACGGCCAGUUCUACUCCCCUCCAGAAUCCGUUGCAGGAUCAGAUGACUCGGAUGAUGAACUUUUGGGAAAGAGGACAUUAACUGACCAGGAAAGAGAAUACAUCCAACAAGGCAAAGCAGCAAUGGAGGUGGUCGACCAGAUCUUAGCCCAAGAGGAGAACUGGACAUUUGAGAGAUGCAGUGAGUUUGGCGACACGGUUCACUCUCUGGAAAUGCCAUUCUACGGCAAGGUGUUCAUCCUGAAGGCAAUUCUACAGUGUCCUGCCGAGAUAGUUUACCAGGAGAUGAUUCUUCAGCCGGAGAAGAUGGUCCUGUGGAAUAAAACCUUGUUAGCAUGCCAGAUCUUGCAACGGAUUGAUGACAACACAAUUGUAUCCUAUGAUGUAGCAGCUGGUGCUGCUGCUGGCGUUGUGUCACCCAGGGACUUCAUAAAUGUGCGUCGGAUUGAGAGAAGGAGAGACCGGUACAUUUCAUCAGGGAUGGCAACAGUUCACAGCGCACGUCCCCCUACUUCCAAAUAUGUCAGGGCGGAAAAUGGUCCAGGUGGUUUCGUUGCUCUGAAAUGUCCCACUAACCCGAACCUCUGUACCUUGUUCUGGAUACUCAAUACAGACCUCAAGGGCCGACUUCCCCGCUACCUCAUCAACCAAAGCUUGAGCGCCACCAUGACGGAAUUUAUUUUCCACCUGCGCAAACGUAUUAUGGAGGUCAUGGCGAGGUCUUAGGUUCUUGGAACUCCUUGCUCUGAUGUUGCCUUUUGAGCGUGCUCAAACCCAACAAGGUCCAAAGAACUGGAGUAUCUUUUUUCCUUCUUCUUCUACUUCUUCUUCUUCUCUCUCUUCCUGCCAGAGAACAAAGACAAAAUCUCACAGCUGACGUUCUGGAUCAGGCUGAAGAGCCUUUCCUUGUGUCUUCAGGUUGUCAGCCAGGUAAAGGGCUGAAGGUGAUGACCAAAUGGCAAGAGGGAGAUCGAGACAAAGCAGGUGGUCCGUGCCCAAGCGAAUUGGUGAGAAGCACCAAGGUGGCUUCUUCCAGCCUUUCACCGAUGAUCAAAGUUAACAUUGCUACUAGAACUUGAGCCAUGUAUGGAUUCCGAUGUGCCAAAUUCCUUCAUGAUCAUGCUUCCAGAACCUGCUAAGUGCUUACCUGUAUAGCCCCCUUCCUUUCUCCCUGGGUGUAAUCAUGAUUUGUGUGUCCAUAAACUUAUCCAGUUGCCUUCCAUGGCGGAACAGAAGUGCAACAUCAGAUAACCUGCACACACAGUCGCACGGCUGAAGUGCAGCAGGUUAAGCCAGAAAGUGUCCCAGGCACUGCUACUGGUCGUCCACCUUUCGGCAUAGCUGUGACGGCGUCAGGAGGUUUUACUGCCCGAAUGUUUGGAUGAAAUUUGCCAAUUGUAUGGUUGGUAAUGGCCAGAGAGAACGAAAUCUCCUGCCCCCCUGUCAAGUACCUGGUCUUCAGUGGUGCACCAAAACUGACACCUUGGCUUGAAAGCAUUGCUGUUCCCAGUUCCGUGUUGCUUUAUUUUCCAGUUUCUCCUCCUGCCCAUGAGUAGCAAAGACUAUAAAAUAAGCUUCCGUAGACUAAACUGACCCAGUGGUUGGUUGGUGGUUCCUGGGUUUGAUUGUGGCCUCAUCAUUCUGGAGUAGGCUUCAAAUGUUAGUAAUGGAGGCCAAGAUCUAUAAUUGGUUCUAUUGACUUGUUAAUAUAUAGAGAGGCCAGAGCCCUUAUCUGCCACUCCAGAGUGUGUGUGUGUGUGCGCGUGUGCGCGUGUGCGUGUGUGUGUGUGUGUGUGUAGUGGAGGAGCAUCCUUGGAAACUUCCUGCCUGGUGCCUAUCAGAGCUAAGCAUUGAAAGCAGCCUGUUGUUUCAUGAAGCAUGAGCUGGGUUUGCCAUAGAAGUAAGACUAGUAUAGACCUAUCACCAGAGCAGAUGUUUAUAUUAACCUCCUUCCUUCGCUCCCCAGAGUCCUUAAGUUGCCUUCCUCUGCUCUCCUGCAUUCGCUGUUGAUAACCAGUAUUCUCCAGGUGAAAAACUACGUAGCUCAUGAAUCAAUCUUCAGAGCCUUGAGUUCUGUGUCUCUCUCCCCACACCCCGCCUUGCUUGGGUGUAGAAAGCUGGAGAUGUGGUGGACAUAACAUCUACAGGCCUUUUGGUCUGCAAUUGACUGAAUUUGCCUUGAGUGGAAUCGACAUUUCUAAUCCCUUCAGAGGAUCAGCUUUGGGACACAGGAGGGUGGGGCGGAAGUGAAAUGCCUUUGCUUCAACAUAAUAAGUGCAAUAAUCCUGGCACAGAGCUAACAUGCAACUUACCAGAAGUGUCCAAAGUUCUUGGCCUCAAAUGUUAACUGUUGUCCAAAGCCAUUUGGGUUAAACUGCACUGACUCUUGUGAUUCUCCACUUCAGCGGGACAGCUUUCAGCAGAAGUAGUAUGGGGGAUUGCACAGAGAUUGCAGCCUUAAGGCAGAUUCCUGCACUUUUAAAGGCUCUAGAAUCAGAAUUAGUCUUGUAGCGAGAAUCACGCAUGGCUGCUUGCUCGCUCAGUGCAUUUGAAGACCCCAAGGCAGGACUUGAAGUCAAAAGGUUGAAAUGAAAGCAAAUAAAUAUAUUCUGCACUGGAUUUAUUGGGGGAGCAAACUGCACACCUGGCUUACACAACAACAGGGCAACUAGCAUGUGUGCCAGACCUGUUCUUGCAGGCGUAUUUUCAGCAGUUGAGCCCCCCCCCCCCACUUUUGUAUACUGGUUUCUCCCCUUUGCCUUGCCUCUGUGUGUUUUGUGCAGUGGGUGGAACUUGUAGGAAGUCCUGUCCCCUCCAUCUGAUAUCUUUGUCGGAAUAGGGAGGCUUGUAAGAAGCCUUUCCUAUUGCGGGGUGGGGUGAGUUUCCAGACACCACAAUAGGCUUCCAAGGAUGAAAAAGAGGCUCGCCAUCCAGGGAAGUUGUCCGAAGUGACUUGCUUUACAAUAUUUCUACAUUUUUUGCCAGCAUCGGAGAUUUGCCCGAGUUCCCGUUUCUAAGAAUCGGCUAUUAAUCUUAUUAAAGCGCCUUGGGUUGUUCGUAAGCAUUUCAAAUGGACUGUGAAAAGGGAGGCUUACAGACUUCAUGAAUCUAAUGCACAGAAACUGUUUUCUUUUAUGUGUGCAUCGGGAGUGGACCUGCACACCUCAUUUAAAAAGCCACUUGAAUAACACGUAUGCCUUUUGCAUUGAUUCUUUGUUACUUGAUCUAAUAAAAUCUAGUGACAACUUU